Molecule: messenger RNA, 2329 nt
Organism: Mustela lutreola (European mink)
Lineage: Eukaryota; Metazoa; Chordata; Mammalia; Carnivora; Mustelidae
Gene: TXNL4B
Product: thioredoxin like 4B
Exons: 4
Coding region: 254-703 (149 amino acids)
Biological process (GO): mRNA splicing, via spliceosome
Cellular component (GO): U4/U6 x U5 tri-snRNP complex; spliceosomal complex; U5 snRNP
Source: RefSeq, a predicted model, not a curated record
UUUUGGGAGGGACAGCAAGUUUACCUACUGCGCCUGUGCGUUUUCUUUUUCCGUUUCCGUUUUCUCGAGCGGUACGCGGAGAGUUGCUAAGCAGUGGCGGCUGGGUUGCUGUGGGUUAAACGCUGGCAGAGAAGGUGUCGCCGGCGUCCCAGUUUGUUUGGAGACGGGUGUGGACGGUCCUGAAGUGGAAGAGAGGGAGGUGACUUGUGCAAAUAAAGACUGACAGUGAGGAUUACUAUUAGGAUUUCUCAGCAUGAGCUUCCUAUUGCCCAAGCUAACUAGCAAAAAAGAAGUAGACCAAGCAAUACAAAGUACCGCAGAGAAGGUGUUGGUCCUCAGGUUUGGGAGAGACGAGGAUCCUGUCUGUCUGCAGCUAGAUGAUAUACUUUCUAAGACCUCUUCUGACCUGAGUAAAAUGGCUGCUAUUUAUCUGGUAGAUGUGGACCGAACUCCCGUUUACACGCACUAUUUUGACAUCAGUUAUAUUCCAUCUACUGUGUUUUUCUUCAAUGGGCAACAUAUGAAAGUGGAUUAUGGGUCUCCAGAUCACACUAAGUUUGUGGGAAGUUUCAAAACCAAGCAGGACUUCAUAGAUUUGAUUGAAGUAAUUUAUCGAGGAGCAAUGAGGGGGAAACUUAUUGUCCAAAGUCCUAUUGAUCCCAAGAAUAUUCCCAAAUAUGACCUUCUCUAUCAAGACAUUUAGCACAUUCACUACUCAAAGUUGAAGACAAAGGCACAUGUUGAAGCAGUACCCAAAUCCGACUGUGUUGUCUUCCUGGAGUCCUUCAGAAAGGUGCUCUUCAUCCCAGCAGAGAAGAGGUCUGACUUGGACAGAAAAUCCCCCGCCCCCGAAUAGAAGGCCAUGCUGGUGCUGUGAUGAGCAGCGACGCUGAAAUGUCUACUUGCUGCAGACCUCCGAGCAGUCAAGACAACCGUGGUCCGUUUUCCCAGCGUGAUUUUCUGAGUUUAUAUUGUACUUCUCUUUAUCCCUUAAGAUAAUACAGAGUCCUUCCCAACAUUACCUACUACUGUUGAAUUACGUUUAUGUGAUACACAAGGAAAAUAGAAAAUCUGUUUGCACAGGAAGAGAAAUACUUCUUUUGUACCCUAAGUGUACACACACAGGCUCCCCCUCGCCCAUUACUCCACUCAGGUGUUUACUGCGUGACUGCGCGCGCUCCCGUCGCCAGUCCCCGUUUUCCCUGUUUCUCUGGGAUAAGUGAUUCUCUGCUGAGAGUGGGCAGAUUUGCUUUAUUUUGGAAACCUUCUAGCUUAGACUUUUUUUUUUUUUAAGAUUUUAUUUAUUUAUUUAUUUGACAGAGAGAGAUCACAAGUAGGCAGAGAGGCAAGCAGAGAGAGAGAGAGGAGGAAGCAGGCUCCCUGCCGAGCAGAGAGCCCGAUGCAGGACUCGAUCCCAGGACCCUGAGAUCAUGACCUGAGCAGAAGGCAGCGGCUCAACCCACUGAGCCACCCAGGCGCCCCUAGCUUAGACUUUUAAAAGAGUAUCCUGGUUUGCUCAUUUUACUAGUUUUUAUGUUACAAAAUUGCCCAAGAAAUGAGACCUUGAACCUCUACCAUCCAGCACCUAGUUUGAGCUAAGCCAAAAAAAUGAGCUACCUGUAGUUAGUAGGAGCAGGUUUCUCCCAGAAGCCAGAGUUCUGCUUCUCUCUGGGGCUUUCGCUCCAAGGACUCAAGACUGGAAAGAGAUGCCAGAGUUGUUAGAAGAAAUAACAUCUUUAUGGUAUUUGCCCCUUUUAAUAACUUGAUGAAGAAUUCUUGCUCUUCUGGCGUCCCCAGCAUGACCUGCCCUAACCACUUGGGCAAGUCACUGCUUCUCUCAAAACCUCAUAGAGCCUCUGGAUCCUGACUUUCUAGAACAAGUGAAAAGGUGAGAGUCGGAGGGCCAGGGGCCAGGCAGGAUCAGCCAGUUGCAGGCCUCCUGGCCAGCAGAAGCCGGGUUCUGUGCAGGCCAGCACUGUCGCUGCAAGUACGUUCCCCCUUCACCAGCUGCUUCCCUUCCGAGCCUCAUCUGCAGGAAGAGGUGGCCACUGACGGGCACAGAAGGAAGGCUGCUGGGGGCUCUGGUGUCCUUCGCUGAUGAAAGGAGGGAGCCGCCACCACCACUGUGUUCUCCCCUCUCGCCGUGCUGGUUUUCCUGAUCCGUGGGGCUGCGGCAGCCAUCCCAGGACCAUGAGGACCAGCAUGGAAAGUGAAGGUGCAGAGAACAGUAAAACCCUGGGUCCCUAGAGGUUGUGAGCCUGUGAGUAAAUACUAGACCUACCUCCCUCCAGACCCCUGUGAAAGAAUAAAACAUCUUCAUUGCUUCUCA